Maylandia zebra (zebra mbuna) is the source of this 1688-nucleotide messenger RNA. RefSeq names its product sirtuin 3 (gene sirt3). The record is from RefSeq and is a predicted model, not a curated record. Gene Ontology annotation, molecular function: NAD+ binding; histone deacetylase activity, NAD-dependent. Gene Ontology annotation, cellular component: nucleus. Lineage: Eukaryota; Metazoa; Chordata; Actinopteri; Cichliformes; Cichlidae.
GUAACUUAAGUUGUUUGGGUGCAGUCAGUCGCCUUAUGUUUAUUGCUAUGGGAUAUAUUUUUAAUAAGCAAACGACGGAUAAAUUAUAAAUUGCAAGUUUGUGCAAGUGAAGCUAAGUUGUAUCGUCGUAUAUUACAGAACUGUCAAAAAGGAGGUCAAAGGACACAGUUCUGUAGGUCUGUAGGCAGUCAUUCUAUAUAGCUAUUUUCAAAGGAGCUAAAAUCGGCUUCUGUAAAACGGUGACAGCAAGAGCCAUGCAGUGAAAGUGUGCGUGAAGUUUAUUUUGAAUCCUACAGCUUUGUUAUGGCUUCUUCUGUUAGCUGCUCUUUGUUAUUGUUACCUGCCAGACUCUGUCGAAGUCUGCGGUCAAGAGCAAGCUGGACGCUCUCCGCUAAAGGCUUCGAUCAAAGGAGCUCGUUUCCAAGUGAAGGUGCAACAGUUCUGUCCAGACAUGCACGAUCUCUCUGCUGGACUCAGACCCGAGGGUUUUUCUCCCACGGUGGAAGUUCGUCCGCUAAGCAGCAGACCCUGGAGGAUAUCGCGAAGAGCAUCCGGGAGCAGCAGUUCAAGAGGGUCGUGGUGAUGGCUGGAGCGGGGAUCAGCACUCCCAGUGGCAUCCCAGAUUUCAGGUCUCCAGGCAGUGGUCUCUAUGACAACCUGCAGCAGUAUGACCUGCCUUACGCCGAGGCCAUAUUUGAGAUUAGCUUUUUCCACCAUAACCCAAAUCCCUUCUUCGCCCUGGCCAAAGAGCUGUAUCCAGGAAACUACCGCCCCAACCUGACACACUACUUUGUAUAUCUGCUUCACAAGAAGGGUCAGCUGCUCCGGAUGUACACACAGAACAUUGAUGGCCUGGAAAGACUAGCAGGGAUUCCUCCUGAGAUGCUGGUGGAGGCCCACGGCACGUUUGCCACUGCCACCUGCACCGCUUGCUUGAGGAAAUAUGAGGGCGAGGACCUCAGACCCGACGUGAUGAGUGGGACGGUCCCCAAGUGUCCCACCUGUAAGGGCGUGGUAAAGCCUGACAUCGUGUUUUUUGGUGAGGAGCUUCCACGACACUUCUUCAAGUAUAUCACAGACUUCCCACUGGCAGACCUGCUGAUCAUCAUGGGCACAUCACUGGAGGUGGAGCCUUUUGCCAGUCUUGCUAGAGCUGUUCGCAGUUCUGUGCCCCGUCUUCUCAUCAACAGGGACUUGGUGGGGCCGUUCACCUGGAGCCGCCGGCCUAAUGACGUCGCACAGCUGGGUGAUGUGGUGAGCGGUGUGCAAGCUCUGGUUGAUGCUCUUGGCUGGACUCGGGAACUUGACGCUCUGAUGGCGGCCAGCACUGAGAAAAGUGCACCAAAAAAAGAAGAGUGACACAAGUUCACAACAUCAAAAAACGAGGUUUGACUUUACAUCAAACACACAAACUGUAGGAUGAAGUCCAGAAGACUCGAGGUUUACCAGGAUUUUAAAAAUGGGAUCAGUGGUAACUAUCAGACUGGUAGAUAAAGAAGUUGUAUAGUGGAAAUGCUGUGUAAUUAAUGCUCAGUCAAAUAUGAAUAAAAUACUGUAUAACAAAGUUUUGUGUGCAGUAGAAUUUACUCUGCAGUAGCAAUAUUGAGUACAGCACACAGUAUUGUACAGGUACAGUACUCACUGGUACUUUAUUUUAUUUGUAAAUGCACAGUUGACAGACCCAAGCU